GUGUGUCUUAUCGGUGCGCUCCCUUAUGUUCGAGGGUUAUUUCUCACCAUUGCCCAAAUCCUCGGAGGCAUUGCAGCUGCCGCCAUACGUUCUGCCCUCUUCCCCGGUUUAUUGACAGUCCGCACAUAUUUCGGUGGCGGCACACCCGUCAUCCAAGGUCUAUUCAUCGAAAUGUUCCUCUCAGCCGAACUGGUAUUCACAAUCUUCAUGCUUGAAGGAGAGAAGCACAAAGGCAUAUUCAUCGCUCCCGUCGGCAUUUGUCUAUCCCUCUUCAUAGUAGAGCUCACAAGCGUCUACUUCACGGGAGGGUCCGUCAAUCUAGCACGUUCCUUCGGCCCGUCCGCCGCGAGCCACAGGCUCCACUCAUAUCGCGGUUAGCCCCAUCCUCGGCGAAUUACUUGCACCCGGCUUCUACAAGUUCAUCAAGAUGCUCGAAUACGAGACCGCGAAUCCAAAUCAAGAUGCUUCCAGACCCAUAAGGCGACCAUUUCAACCCCGACGACCACGCAAGCAACCCUCGCACCUCCUUCGCGCCGGAAGACUAUACCGACGCUGCUGCCAACAUGGAAAAUGGAAGACUUCACGGGACGCCAAGGGAAUACGGUGCAGGAAGAAGACCAUACGGUGAGAGCCCGGCGCCACCGCAACCGAAUGAUCAAUUUGCCGGCUUGGCUGAGGGACGCAUGCAUGCUGAUGAGAUUGUAAACCUUACUUACAGUCUUGGAGGCGGUUCGGAUCGCGCCUUAGCGUCGCCGGUUGGGAACCAGGUGCACAAAUCUGCCAUGAAGCCGGGAUCGUUCAAUAUCAGUACAAAUGGGAAUGGGAAUUGACAUCGAGGGGAGAGGUCAGUGAGGAAUAAUACUU
Messenger RNA from Hyaloscypha bicolor E, 864 nucleotides. RefSeq names its product aquaporin-like protein. The transcript has a single exon. Gene Ontology annotation, molecular function: water channel activity. Gene Ontology annotation, cellular component: plasma membrane. The annotation marks the transcript as partial. Gene Ontology annotation, biological process: transmembrane transport. Lineage: Eukaryota; Fungi; Ascomycota; Leotiomycetes; Helotiales; Hyaloscyphaceae. The record is from RefSeq and is a predicted model, not a curated record.